Molecule: messenger RNA, 453 nt
Organism: Lichtheimia ornata
Lineage: Eukaryota; Fungi; Mucoromycota; Mucoromycetes; Mucorales; Lichtheimiaceae
Exons: 2
Coding region: 1-453 (150 amino acids)
Source: RefSeq, a predicted model, not a curated record
AUGUUAGCCAUCAUUCAUGCGUUACGUACUUGGCGAUGUUUCAUCGAUGGUAGACCAUAUACCGUUUUCUCCGACCACAAUCCUUUGACGUAUUUCAGAGCCCAAAAGAAACCAACAUGCGCCUUACGAUGGAUUGGAGAAAUCGAGCUGCGUGAUGGACCGGCUUGCCACACAGAUGAACAGCAUCCAUGGAGCCUGAAUACUUGUAUGCUAUUGAAUCGGUACAAGACACGGAUUGGCCAAGGUUUACGCCGCUCAAGAUCGAUGGCCGGAUUCUCUCAGGACUUGCUGCACGAGAACAAGGAUAAGUUUAUCGUCAAGGACAAUCAAGUAUACCGCUUGAUACUCAAUGGUGACCAAAUUGAGGAACGUCGUUUCGUACUAUUGCUCGUCGAGCUGAUCUUGUUGCCGAUUUUCACUACUCGGUGGGACAUGCUGCCAAAGCAACGGUGA